AUGAAAUUCUUGACAACCUUAUUCAUCGUGCUCCUCAUCUCGGCCUACUUCUGGGAAGCUCGACCUCAAGGUGACAUGUCAGCCUCAGGCUCCAUCACUCAGCCCUGGGGCGGAAGUCUGGGCGCGGACUGGGGAAACCCGUACGGAGGAUUCUCAGUAGCCAAUAACGGAGGCUACAGAUACAGUAAUGGACUCGGAUUCUUGUAG
Bursaphelenchus okinawaensis is the source of this 207-nucleotide messenger RNA. NCBI's taxonomy places the organism in Eukaryota, Metazoa, Nematoda, Chromadorea, Rhabditida, Aphelenchoididae. The record is from the annotation of a GenBank genome assembly.